AUGGUAUCCAUUGAAACUUUCUUCUUAGUCUUAUUUUCAAACCUUGUCUUUGCCUCACCUACGCCUUUUCUCAACAGAAACAAUCUUUUACCACGCCAAAAUUCACAAGCACCAUUCCGACCAUUAUCUUCCCAAACUUCCAGCGACCACUCAAUAGAAGGCGGUUGGUCAUCUCAAUCUAGUUCUUUGGGGAGAUCAACACCUUUUGACACUUGUGCGGCUAGUGGGACGGUGGAUAGUAUCAAUAUAGAUCCUUGUUCUGCUCCGGACGGGGAGAUAUGUGAAUUUCAUUCUGGAUUGAAUUACACAAUUACCAUUCAUUUCACACCUCAAACCUCAUCUUCGAACCCAAGAAACAACCUUGUGGCUUAUUCUUCAAAUGAGAGUUUAGGUCAAGGGAUAAUAUCAUAUCCUUAUUCCGGCCAAAGUUUCGACGUAGAUUAUUUAAUGUUCAACAUAACAGAUGGGAUAGAAGAAUCAAAGAUUGAGUUCUUGGUCCAAGGAUAUAGAAUCUCUGUGGGCAAACGGCAUGCAUAA
This is a messenger RNA of Tremella mesenterica DSM 1558, 537 nucleotides long. RefSeq lists its product as uncharacterized. The record is from RefSeq and is a predicted model, not a curated record. Lineage: Eukaryota; Fungi; Basidiomycota; Tremellomycetes; Tremellales; Tremellaceae. The coding region runs from base 1 to 537 and encodes 178 amino acids. The transcript has 4 exons.